Messenger RNA from Tachyglossus aculeatus (Australian echidna), 1068 nucleotides. RefSeq names its product membrane associated ring-CH-type finger 1 (gene MARCHF1). The transcript has 7 exons. NCBI's taxonomy places the organism in Eukaryota, Metazoa, Chordata, Mammalia, Monotremata, Tachyglossidae. The record is from RefSeq and is a predicted model, not a curated record. Gene Ontology annotation, biological process: protein polyubiquitination; antigen processing and presentation of peptide antigen via MHC class II; immune response. Gene Ontology annotation, cellular component: late endosome membrane; early endosome membrane; cytoplasm. Gene Ontology annotation, molecular function: ubiquitin protein ligase activity; MHC protein binding; zinc ion binding. Bases 191 to 1048 code for a protein of 285 amino acids.
ACCAUAGAAAUUAAAUAGUCUCCCACAAUGCUCCUGGGAGAGAAGGGGCUCUCAGUGACAAAGCAGAGUAGUUAUGACCGAGCUCAGCUGGGCAAAGCAAGGAUAUGAACGGUUAUGCAGGUGGGCUUCUGAGGGGGAGUGAAGAGAUAAGGCAUCCAAUCAGGCUCUGGCAACCUGCAGCCCUGCCAGUAUGCCCCUCCAACGGAUUUCUGUAGUCCCAGCACGGGAGACUGCCAGCAAUGGGAAAAGUUCACUGGGCAGAAACAAAGAGAAGAACAAGGAAGGAGAGAAUGACAAGUCCCCAGGGCGCUCUACGAGUCGAUCGAGUAACAUAUCAAAAGCAAGCAGCCCUACAACAGGAACAGCUCCCAGAAGCCAAUCGCGGCUGUCUGUCUGUCCAUCCACUCAGGACAUCUGUAGGAUCUGCCACUGUGAGGGAGACGACGAGAGUCCCCUCAUCACUCCGUGCCGCUGCACAGGAACCCUACGUUUCGUUCAUCAGGCCUGCCUGCACCAGUGGAUUAAGAGUUCAGACACUCGCUGCUGUGAACUCUGCAAGUAUGAUUUCAUAAUGGAGACCAAGCUCAAACCCCUUCGGAAGUGGGAGAAACUACAGAUGACGACGAGCGAGAGGAGGAAGAUCGUCUGUUCCGUCACAUUCCACGUGAUCGCGAUCACCUGCGUGGUCUGGUCGCUGUACGUGUUAAUAGACCGGACUGCCGAGGAAAUCAAGCAAGGCAAUGACAAUGGUGUCCUUGAAUGGCCGUUUUGGACAAAACUGGUUGUGGUGGCCAUUGGGUUCACAGGGGGCUUGGUCUUCAUGUACGUCCAGUGUAAAGUCUACGUUCAGUUAUGGCGCCGGCUGAAGGCCUACAACCGUGUCAUCUUUGUGCAGAACUGCCCGGACACCGCCAAAAGACUCGAGAAGAACUUCUCGUGUAAUCUGACCGUGGACACCAAGGAGGCCGUGGCGGUACCGGUGUCGCAAACGGGGACGAGUCCUCCGCCCUCCGUCGAAGCAGGAGCCCCAGAGGUCAUUCCCGUUUGAAGGGGCCGGUCGGAGUUCCU